CUUUCAAUGUUCUUGUUUUAAAAUAUAAAAAAAAUGCAAAGGUCUGGCCCAGUCAAUGCAGGCCACUAUUCGGCCCGCCACAAAAUGAAAGAGUUCAAAGCACGCUUCCCGCCAUCGCUCUCAGUUUUUGCCGCGCCCUGCCCUUUUUUGUCUCUCCUCAAAGUGAAAGACCCCGAUUCAGAUCUGAGAGAGAGAGAGAGAGAGAGAUGUUUGGGAAGAUAAGAGCGUCUUCUUGUCCGGCGGAAAGCUUGGAGAGACCGCCUUCCAAGAUUUUCAAAGACGAUUCUCUCUCUAUCUACGAGGCUACACUCAUGAAGCUCAAAUUAGGUUCUAAACGCAAUUUAGGUCCAUGCUCUGAUGAGGUAGGGGAGACAGAUACUACCGGUUCUACUUCACGCUCUCCCGAUUCUGAGCCAAUGAAGAUAGAGGCAAAUUGUGCUUCUUCCGCUGGCACUUCACCGGGUUGUAUUGAAGCCGCCAACUAUCCACAGGAGGAGUUUAUGACACUAGACACGGAUUGUUCCUCACCAAGAAGUUCGAUGAGUUUCAGUGAUUGUCAUUCUGCAGGAACCUCGAAACAGCAACAAGGCACCAACAUUUCAGUUCUCUACCUCUUUUCGAAAUUUAAGAGAGCUCAAGAGGCUAGCUGCUCGUUCUCUGGGGAUGCGAUGAUGACAGAGAAUGCAGGUAUUUCUCCGAGUUCUGGCGGAUGCCAAUCUUUUAACAGCACAGAACAAUCAGAACAGGAAUGCGUGAACUCUUUACCUGCUAGUCAAAUAUGUAUGCUCUGAGUUGGUUUUUACGAUAUGGACACGUCUAGAUGGAUUUCAUGUCUUGCUUCAUUUUGCACCGGCGAUCUGUUGUGGUCUUUAUCUAUAUUGUUUGUUGAAGAAUGGAGAGUAUGAUCCUGGAAGCCGAUUUAUUGUUGUAACUUCAUAUACCCAAUUGAGGGAUGAAUAAUGUUUAUGUAUGCGGAAUCAUAUUGUAGUUCAUCAUCUAGUUUGAAAGAAUGUUAAGGUACAACACCGCCCAAGGAAUACGAAAAAAUUCUUCAA
Molecule: messenger RNA, 1055 nt
Organism: Malus domestica (apple)
Lineage: Eukaryota; Viridiplantae; Streptophyta; Magnoliopsida; Rosales; Rosaceae
Source: RefSeq, a predicted model, not a curated record